Messenger RNA from Anopheles maculipalpis, 1239 nucleotides. RefSeq lists its product as uncharacterized. The record is from RefSeq and is a predicted model, not a curated record. Lineage: Eukaryota; Metazoa; Arthropoda; Insecta; Diptera; Culicidae. The transcript has 4 exons. The coding region runs from base 1 to 1239 and encodes 412 amino acids.
AUGGAUCCGACCACACUCGAAGAAAAGUAUCCCUUCCUCACCAAGGACUACCUGCAGGGUAUAUUGCGGCGGGAACAGUGUGAGAGUGCCAUCAUCGUGGACAGCUUCAAGGUGAUCGCACCGUUGGCGAAGGGUGAAAACUACUCUAGUGACAUCCUACGGGUGACGGUAAACUAUACGACCGGAAGCCACAAUCACAGAACACAGUCGUACAUCAUCAAGGUGUCGUUCGCGAGGGAUGAGGAUGCAGAUCUGCUCGAUGCGUACGAUGUGUUCAAGCGCGAGAUUGCGGCGUACGAUGUCGUUAUGCCUAAAGUCGAACAGUUGCUAAGCUCGAUCGGAUACUGCAAACGAUUAGCACCGGCUGCUCAUGCAAUCCAUCCCACAACGAUCAAGCAUUUUGUGUUUGAGGAUUUGUCUCUACAAGGAUAUAAGCCCGUCGGACGAUCGGGUGGCUUAAACUUUCGCCAACUUCAACUUGUGCUGGAAAAAAUCGCCAAAUUCCAUGCUGCUACAGCCAUCCUGUACAGUAUUGACGAGGAAAGCAUGGCAUCACACCAUUACCGCAACAUUAGCGAAGAUGUGCCCCAUUUUUAUCCACUCUUCCAGAACAGCGUGGUAGCGUGCGGUGAACAGGCUUCCAAUUGGCCCACAACCAAGGGUAGAAUAGCGGACAAGUUACGUGCACUGGAGAAAACGAUCAUCGCUAAAGGAUGCCGGGUGUACACCCGUUGCGAAACGGACUUUAACGUCCUCAACCACGGCGACCUGUGGGUGAACAAUGUAAUGCUUAAAACGGAACCAAACGGAAAACCGAUCGAUGCGAUACUGGUGGACUAUGCGACCGGUUUCUUCGGUUCACCGGCGAUCGAUCUCAGCUAUCUACUUUUUACAUCGGCCGCAAACGAGGUGACCGUGGAAGACUUUGACCUGCUGCUUCAACACUAUCAUGCGGAGCUGGUGGAUACGCUAACCAAGCUAAAGUAUAGCAAAAAGGUGCCUACCCUGCUUGACAUACAGAUUGAGAUGCUGCGGAAAGGACACAAUGGGGUUAUGUUUUCUACCUUCCUGAUACCGCUCCGACUGUUGGAGGAUACAUCCAACGCUGAUCUGGGUGGGUUGUUGGGCAAAACGGAGGAAGCGAUCUCGUUUCGGAAAAGACUCUUUUCACAUCCCAAGUAUCAGGAUCGCAUGGAGUAUUUAUUAAAUUUUUUCGAUCGAAAAGGCUAUCUGGAUUGA